This is a messenger RNA of Hemibagrus wyckioides, 6265 nucleotides long. It is a transcript of the gene trappc10, whose product is annotated as trafficking protein particle complex subunit 10. NCBI's taxonomy places the organism in Eukaryota, Metazoa, Chordata, Actinopteri, Siluriformes, Bagridae. The transcript is spliced from 23 exons. Bases 138 to 3938 code for a protein of 1266 amino acids. The record is from RefSeq and is a predicted model, not a curated record. Gene Ontology annotation, cellular component: TRAPPII protein complex. Gene Ontology annotation, biological process: early endosome to Golgi transport; intra-Golgi vesicle-mediated transport.
UCGUCAUCGCGUCAGCAAAUAGGGAAAUGGAGAGAGAAAAAGGGGCCUUAGCGAUACCUGCAGUUAUUAGCGCUGAAUUGGUUUGAUUUGCCGAAUGGACAUUUUCAUGGUGGACUAAAUGCUCGUUUCCAGAUGUCAUGGAGUCCCAUGAGGAAAAGCCCAUCAUUUACACGAUGGAGAAUAAACCCAUAGUGACAUGUGCUGGGGACCAAAACCUCUUAACUGCUCUUUACAGCCUGCUGGCACAGCAGCUUCCCCGGGAGCCUAUGGAGUGGAGAAGGUCUUAUGGCCGAGCCCCGAAGAUGAUUCACCUAGAAGCCAACUUUGUCCAGUUUAAAGAGGAGCUGCUUCCUAAAGAGGGGAACAAAGCUCUCCUCACGUUCCCUUUCCUGCACAUCUACUGGACUGACUGCUGUGACACAGAGACAUAUAAGGCCUCAGUGAAGGAGGACAUGCAGCGGUGGCAGAGUGUGCUGAAGCUACACAGCUCAACCGACUGGCUCAUCGUGGUUGUGGAAAGCGACAACAAGAAGAAGAACAAGACCAACAUCCUGCCACGUACCUCCAUCAUGGACAAGAUCCGCAACGACUUCUGCAACAAGCAGAGUGACAGGUGUGUUGCUCUACUGGAUCCCCUGAAGGAGUCGUCUCGCUCUCAGGAGUCGUGGAAUUCAUUCCUGACGAAGCUGCGCACUCUGCUUCUUAUGUCCUUCACCAAGAACCUGGGCCGAUUCGAGGACGACAUGCGCACACUGAGGGAGAAACGCACAGAACCUGGCUGGAGCUUCUGCGACUACUUCAUGGUCCAGGAAGAGCUGGCAUUUGUGUUUGAGAUGCUACAGCAGUACGAGGAUGCACUGGUCCAGUAUGACGAAUUGGAUGCCCUCUUCACCCAGUAUGUCCUUAACUUUGGCGCUGGAGAUGGAGCCAACUGGCUGGGCUCGUUUUGCCAGCCUGUGCGGAACUGGAACGGGCUACUCCUGCGCAGACCAAUAGAUAUGGAGAAGAGGGAGCUAAUCCAGCGUGGCGAGGCUAGCCUGCUAGACCUGCGCAGCUACCUGUUCUCUCGCCAAUGCACGCUGCUUAUCUUCCUGCAGAGGCCCUGGGAGGUCACACAGAGAGCCCUGGAGCUGCUACACAACUGUGUUCAGGAGCUCCGACUGCUUGAGGUGUCUGUUGUCCAGGGGGCUCUAGACUGCUGGGUCUUCCUCAGCUGUCUGGAGGUGCUGCACAGAAUUGAGGGCUGUUGUGAUCGCACUCAGCUGGAGGCCAACUUCUCCCACACUGUUGGCCUCUGGACUUAUGCUACUGAGAAGCUGAAGUCUCUGGGCUGUUUGUGUGGUUUGGUGUCUGAGAACGGGCCCAACUCUGAGGAGCUGAACCGCACUGUCGACCUGCUCGCAGGCCUUGGCACAGAGAGACCAGAAACAGCCAACAGUCUUCAGAGCCCAUAUAAAAAACUUAAAGAAGCCUUAUCAUCAAUGGAAUCCUUUGAAAAACACUAUCUGGAGUUGUCCCAUGCUGCUCUGGAAAUGUACAGAGCCAUUGGGAGGCUGCGGUCAGCUCGACUGGUGGGAAAGAGCCUGGCUGAAUUCUACAUGAGGAAAGGUGAUGCCCAGACAGCAAAGACCUUCCUGCAGGACUCUUUGAAGUCGUACACGGCAGAAGGCUGGAGUUUGCCUCUCACACACACACGCAAACAAAUCGCGGAGUGUCAGAAACAGCUGCAGCAGACAGAGGACUACUUGCAGACCAGUGCUCUGCUGGCUAGUGAUAAGAACCUGACAGAUGAGGAGAGAAAGCACUUCUGCCAGGAGAUCCUCACCUUUGCUAACAAGGCUCCAGAGAGCAAAGACCAACGAGUAGCCCUGAGCAUGACUGCAUUUGCUCAGCUGCGAGAGCUGAAGUUUCAGCCAGCAUCUGCAUCCGUGCACGUUGGUGCAUCCCUGCAGUUGGAGCUGCGUCUGUGCAGCCUCAUGCCUGUUCCCGUGCAACUGGAGCAGCUGGCAGCCAGCGUCCACUUUAUAGGGGAACAACCAGGCACACGUUCUGGCCCUGCGGGCACCCAGCGGCGCCCCGGUCUCAGUCCAGAUGGCACCAUUUCUUUCCCCGCUGUGAGUCCUUCUGGUGGGGUGUUGCCAGGAACAGGCAUGCCUGCUCUGGAACUUUAUGAAAUCCAGGAUCGUAGUCCCUCCGACAACAUGCUCAACUCCACUAGCGUUGUCUGCAAGAAUGCGCACAUGCUGCUGCGUGGCAGUGAGGGUUCUUCCCCCUUGGAUGUGCACAGCGCUGUAGGCUCGGCCUUUACUAUAGAAGAUGGAACACAGGUGCUGAAGACCAAUAAUGUGACUUUGUUGCCCGGCAACAACAGCGUCAUCUUCACAGCGCUGAGCACAAAGCCCGGCAGCUACACGUUGCGACAGUUGUGUGCUACAGUGGGCCGUGUGCAGUUUGUAAUGCCUCACAUUUACCCUAUAGUGAAAUAUGAGGUAUACUCCCAGGAGCCUCAGCUGACCAUUGAGCCCCUCGCAGAGAGCCUGCUGGCUGGGCUUCCUCAGAGGGUGAAGUUUACCAUUCUAACAGGCCAUUACGAAGUUAAGAAGGGUGACGCUCUGCAGCUGAGUAACACCGACUCCAUGCCUAUCCUGCACUCCUCCUCCUGCUUUGCCCGUAUUCUCUCUGGCACUGGAGAGCUGGUGGGAGAGGCUGCUCUAUCCAUCCAGGCUUCAGAGAAGGUGACAAGCAUCUCUCUGCCUCUAACUCCACCCUACCACACACUGGAGUUCCAGCUAGAGGUGCUGUGCCAUAUCCCAUUAUCACCAGCACGGGUUGAAAACGAACGCCUCACCAACGGUGAAAUCCGUCACCGGCCAAAGAGCCGCACCCGCUUCAACAGCGGCAUGGCCUGCAUCGACCAGAAGGUCUCCAUUGACUGUCCCUGGUCUAUAUAUUCCAUCCUCAUAUCUCUCACCUUUUACACCCCCUUCAGAGCCAAACACUCACUACUGUCUGCAGGAAAAAGGAAGUACAUCCAGGUGUGCCUUGAAAACGUAUCGAACACAAACUUCCGCCUUGCUAAUCAGACCCUGUCAGAGCAUCAGCACACACCUUUACUGGAGCUCCUCUCUCUCAAUGCUAAAACACACCAGGUGGUGUACAGUAAGCAGAGUGUGUAUAGUCUGUGGGAGGUGAAGUGGACCACUGAGCCGCUGCCAUGUCUGCAGUGCGUGUUUUCUGCCAGCUUUUCUCCUGCCGACGCUCCUGACACAGCACUCAAACCCUACAGUUAUGAGUUCCAGUUGGAGAGAGUCUCAACACUGUACAGUGUAAAGGCAGACAUCCAGCCUGCGGUGGGGGAGCAGCAAUGUCGCGCUGGCACCCUCUGUCGGCUAGAGGUAUCAGUCACACGUCUGAUAGAGCCAAGUGACACAGAGGGAGAGGAUGAGGAGUUAACAGAGAACGAAGGUCUCCGCACUACCAAGCUCAUGUAUGAGGUGGUGGAUAACAGCAGUAACUGGGCUGUGUGUGGGAAGAGUUCAGGGUUAGUGUCCAUGCCCGUGGCUGCCAUGGCAACGCACAAAGUACAGAUGGAGGUCAUGCCUCUGUUUGCAGGCAAGCUGCCCUUCCCCAGCAUCAGAGUGUUCAAAUAUCUGCCCCACAGUGCACAGCCCACAAGCCAGCCUGACACAGACUCAUGCCUAGAGAAUGACAACCUCUCUCUACUGGAUAAGGGUCUGGACGAGCAGGGAGACACGGCCAGUCUGCGAAGUCGGGGCAGCAUUCAUUCUGUGGGCAGUAACGAGCAGCAGCAGAGGGCUCUUCCUAUGCCCCGGCGCGAGCCCUUCAGUCCAGGUCAAGUGUUCAACUCCAGCCACACGCAACAAGUCCUAGUGCUCCCCAGCACAGAUGACCAUGUACUUGAGGUCAAUGUCACAUGACACCUAUGUAAAGCCCUGCCCCACCUGGUCCUGGACCCUGCUUUGUGAUCUCAUUGGACAGGAGAUGGGGGGACGAGGGGGGCUCUGGUAUAGGGAGGUGGAGCGUCCCGAUCUGUGGACUCAGUUGGGUGGGUGAUGGGUGUUGGCCUGGCCUGAAUACAGAAACACUAACCGAUGGCUGGACCUGAGAAUCCAUCUACUGUCUUAUGGUUUGUGUCUCAUUUCAUUGUUGCUUACUCAUCUACAAUAAGACAUGCGAGACUGAGAAGCAUCUCCUCUGUCACUUUCUCUCUGACUCAGUGGGCAGCCACUGUCAUGUGUUUCUGCCUCCCCAGUCCAGCUUCCUGCAGGGGAAGUCUUCAAUACUACCGUGACAGAGUCACACUAGCUGAGACUAUCACACACACAUACACAGUGACCUCUGUGGAAGGGUUGGCAGGUAUUGUGGUUAAAAUGGAAAUACAUGUGUAUGCAUUGCAAGAUUUUAUUUUAUUUUAUUUUUUUUGUUGUUGUUUACUGUGUCUGACCCCAGGCUCACAUGCAUGUAUUUGCUCUGAGACGUGAUCAUGGCAUUUGAUAGAGGAGGUGAGUGGGAAGUACUGCUGAUUUACCGCUUAAGAUCGUCUGCUCGCUUAGGCUGCUUCAAUCAAGCUUGAUGUUCUGUGUGCAUAUGUGUACUCGUGUGUGUGCGCGCGUGUGUGUGUCCUGCUAAACAGAAGCAUAGUUCUCUUGCCCUGUGUGUACUGUUAAAGACAUCCAUAUUCCUGUGAGAUGGAUCACUGCACCACUUCUGUUCAGAGAUGAAGCUGACUCUGAAGUGAGUGUCUGAUAACUUAUUUUUCCCGCAGUUUAAUUUAGAUCUGAUGUUAACCUCUAAGGGAUUAGGCUGACACCUCAGAGGAAACAUUCUGUAUUUUCUUUACACUGCAUCAAUGCUUGCAAGUGACAAAACACCUGGCAGUGAGUUAGCUAUGAUGCAGUAAAGUAGCAGUAAUGGAAGUUAUUUCUUUGAACCAGUCUGUCAUCGGAGCUGUAAAACAGCUGGACAUGCGACAACAGUAACAACCACUGCACACCCACAAGAGAAACCUGGGGCAACAAUAGCGCCUUAUCACUUGCUAGCAUGACCGGAGAGUUUGUGAUGCCCUCCUGUCUUUCAACCAAAAGACGCAGAUGCGUAUCAUUUGCACAUAGUACUAAGGCAUUGUUUUGCUUCACGCAGUUUGUUGCUGUGCCAAACCAAUGGAAUCCUUUGCACAAUCGAGCUACAUCUUAAGAUGUCUUUCAGCACUGUUUAACCCUUUCAGGAGUGAGUUUUUCCCCAGAUGCUAGACUGACACAGUUCCAGAUGACACUAUGACCGAUAAAUCAUUUGUUUACAUGACAUUCCAGUAGCACAUGUGUGAGAAACACUCCUGUAAUGGGUUGAGCACUUAAAACCAGUUUCAGAAACCUCUGCACAGAGUUACCGUGACUAAAUAUUAAGUAGGCAAGUGAGGAUGAUCAGCAUUUAUCCUCAUGUCAUGGAGUCUGUAUAACCGUUUAAUUUUCUGAUGGUCUGAUUAAGCAGGGAAGUAAUAGUUAUAGCUUAAUAUUUAUAAAUGCUGAGUGUUGGUGUUUUGUUUCGGGGUUUUGUGCACUGAUGGUGAUGAAAAGGCCUGUGACGGCUGAAGGCCUGAGGCUGUACUUGUAAUCGCUGGACACACUUUAGAGUGCACCAACACAGAGUAUAGUCAGAUAAUUAUCACCAGCUAGUGAUGUGGGGGGUAUUAAAUUCAAGAUCAGCACUUGUUCCUGAGCAGCCAAAUGAAUUUGAAUGAGUUUAUAUGUUUGUGCUUUCAGGCUUGAGUAUUUAGUUCUGUUGCUGUAAGCAAAUGUUUGGGAGAGUAUGAAUUACUAAAGAAGCAGACUUGUCAUAUCUUUGCUUGUAUACGUACACGUCGUUGCAGAUCCUCUGAUUUUCAUGGCUAGCACAGUAUUUAUUCUAUGAAUAAAUCCUUUCCUCCGUCUCAGCUGAGUUGAAUGAAUCAGGGGGUCACGUCUUUAACUGUAAAAGAGUGAUCGGUCUGCCUCACUCCCAUCAAACGUAUGAUCAGAUGGGUGUCAGGAAGCUGAUCUGAGCACCAUUACUCUUACACACUUCAUACACAAGGGAGCCUGUUGGUCUCCCGCUUCAGCAGAUGGACUGUGGGGAUUACAUCAUGGGAAUCAGCCAACAAUUUUCACAAGCUGUUUGUAAAUUAUUCCAUCAGUUGAGCACCACAGAUUGUAUUUAGAUUAAUUAUUUAAAUGAAGAGUAUGUACGCAUUAUACAAUUAUAAAAAAAA